CAAUGUGGAAAAAUGUUAAUCAGUGAACCAGCCCAUUUUUGGUCAGGAGGAAUCUCACGGAGUAGGUCUGAAGAAAGUUUUGUUGACAUGGAAGCCCCAAAAUUCUCCAAAAAUUCCAGUAUUCCAGAAUGUCAAGACCCAGACCUUCCUCACAACUGGCCAGAUGCUUUUGCUUUCCGUCGCCAUAAUGCAUCCAAAGUUACAAAUCCAUUUUGGAAUGAACUGUCUGCUUCUAACCCAUUUUUGGAUGACAUAACUCAGCUAAGAAACAACCGGAAGAGAGAUAAUAUUUCCAUCUUGAAGGAAGAUCCUUUUCUUUUUUUAAGAGAAGUAGAAAAUGGAAACUCUUUUGAUUCCUCUGGUGAUGAACUUGAUGUGCGAAAAUUGCUCAGGCAGUCCUCCUCAAGGAAAUCUGGACGAUCUAAAAGUGUUUCAGAACUUCUGGACAUUUUAGAUGACACAGCACACGCCCCACGGAGUAUACAUAACUCUGACCAGAUCCUAGCACAAGACUUAGAAUGGCUUCAAAAUGACCGAGAGGCUUAUAAAAUGGCCUGGCUAAGUCAACGCCAGCUGGCCCGCUCCUGUCUGGAUUUGAAUACCAUUCAUCAGAACCCCGGAUGGGCCCAAACACAGGUUGCAGAGAUCACCAUAGUUUGCAAAUUAAACCACCAAGGAGGGUCAGUCCAAUUACCUGAAUCGGACAUCACUAUUCAUGUGCCCCAAGGUCAUGUAACUGUGGGAGAAUUCCAAGAGGUGUCUCUAAGGGCUUUUCUUGAUCCUCCACAAAUGCUUAACCACAAUCUUUCCUGCACUGUGAGCCCGCUGUUGGAAAUCGCCUUGAGCAACCUUAAUACCAUGGAAGCCAUUUUGCUGGAGAUGAAAAUCGGGGCUGAGGUGAGAAAAGAUCCUUUCAGCCAAGUCAUGACAGAAAUAGUGUGUUUACAUAGCCUGGAUAAAGAAGGCCCUUUCAAGGUGUUAAGCGGCUGUUACGUUUAUAAAGAUACCAUCCAAGUCAAACUAACGGACCUGAGUAAGGUGAUGUAUCUGGUGGUCGCUGCACAAGCUAAAGCUAUUCAGUCCCCAGCGGCCACCGUUUGGGAUUAUAUCCACAAAACCACCUCCAUUGGGGUUUAUGGACCCAAAUAUAGCCAUCCUAAUUUCACCGUUAUUUUCACGGUUUGUGGACACAGUUACAUGCCAGGAAAGCUUACAAUCUCUGAUAUUAAGAAGGGUGGAAAAAACACAUCUCCCGUGGUAUUUCAGCUCUGGGGGAAGCAUUCAUUUUUACUAGAUAAGCCGCAAGAUUUAAGUAUUUCUGUGUCUUCAUGUGACCCUGAUUUUGAAGUAAAGGCGGAAGGAGAAAGCAAAGAAAUUCCGCAACAGCAGUUGGAGGCGGGGAGAGUGGUUCAUCGACACUUUGCGUUCGCUUUAGCUGCCCGGCGAGACAUGCACUUGUUUGUUUUCCGUGUUCAGGUGGAGCCUCCCCAUGGCCAAGCAGUUGCCCAGUUCUUCAUCACUACACCUGAUCCAGCCCCGAACCUAAAAAGGCUCUCAAAUCUGCCAGGUUCUUUGCGAGAGGAGAAGGAGAUCACGUCUGCUCCUUCACCACCACAAGUGCUUGUCAACUAUCCCACCUUUCAAGAUAAAAUAUUGAACUUCACCAAGUAUGGGGUCACCCUGAAGACAGUCCUGAGAAAAAGCAAGAUUGACUACUUCCUUGAGUAUUUCAAAGGGGAUACAAUAGGACUUCUUGGAGAGGGUAAGGUAAAAGCUAUUGGUCAGUCCAGAGUAAAAGAAUGGUACGUGGGAGUCCUCAGAGGCAAGGUUGGACUUGUGCAUUGCAAAAACGUCAAGGUGAUUUCAAAGGAGCAAGUCAUGUCUAUAUCAGACAGUGUCUUUACAACCAGAAAUCUUCUUGAACAAAUUGCUCUGCCUUUAAAAAAACUAACUUAUAUCUACUCGGUUGUCCUGACCUUGGUGUCGGAAAAAGUUUAUGACUGGAAUGUUUUGGCUGAUGUCCUCGGUUACCCACAUCUGGCACUGGACAAUUUGGUUCCAACGCAAGCAGACAAAGAAUCAGAAAAAGUUUCUUAUGUUGUAAAAAAGUUAAAGGAAGAUUGCCACGCAGAUAAAAAUACAAGGAAGUUUCUUUAUGAACUUACUGUGGCUCUGCUAAAGAUGGAUUGCCAAGGGUUAGUAGCACAUCUCACCCAGGAGGCUGCUAUUCUGACUUCAGCUGUCAAACUCGGAAAAGGCUGGAGGGAACUAGCUGAAAAGUUAGUACGACUCACAAAGCAACAAAUGGAGGCAUAUGAAAAUCCUCACCGGGGAAAAUCUGGGGAAGUUGCUGGAGAGAUGAUGUGGAAACCUGCCUAUGAUUUUCUCUACACUUGGAGCGCUCAUUACGGAAAUAGCUACAGAGACGUAUUACAAGACCUUCAAUCAGCUUUGGACAGAAUGAAAAACCCUGUGACCAAACAGUGGAGAGACCUAACUGGAGCUUUAAUACUAGUAAAUUCUUUAGAGGUUUUGAGAGUAACUGCAUUCUCCACUUCCGAGGAAGUAUAGAAAAUGAAGGAUGUGUUUUUAAGGGGAG
Messenger RNA from Otolemur garnettii (small-eared galago), 2599 nucleotides. It is a transcript of the gene MACC1, whose product is annotated as MACC1, MET transcriptional regulator. Gene Ontology annotation, molecular function: protein binding. The coding region runs from base 13 to 2571 and encodes 852 amino acids. Gene Ontology annotation, cellular component: cytoplasm. NCBI's taxonomy places the organism in Eukaryota, Metazoa, Chordata, Mammalia, Primates, Galagidae. The transcript is spliced from 5 exons. The record is from RefSeq and is a predicted model, not a curated record.